Messenger RNA from Pomacea canaliculata, 3639 nucleotides. Its product is annotated as sodium/potassium-transporting ATPase subunit beta-1-like. Lineage: Eukaryota; Metazoa; Mollusca; Gastropoda; Architaenioglossa; Ampullariidae. The transcript has 5 exons. Gene Ontology annotation, biological process: intracellular potassium ion homeostasis; intracellular sodium ion homeostasis; potassium ion import across plasma membrane. The coding region runs from base 251 to 1267 and encodes 338 amino acids. The record is from RefSeq and is a predicted model, not a curated record. Gene Ontology annotation, cellular component: sodium:potassium-exchanging ATPase complex. Gene Ontology annotation, molecular function: ATPase activator activity.
CCGGAACAACACACCUGAGCUUUGCCGAUACAGGAAAUGCCUUGUGCCAACUGAAGUCAUCGGAUUGAGUUGUUGUACCUAAACUGUGGUCAUUUCGUCCUUUUUGUGAAAGCUGGACACAACUUUGUACACAAUCGUCGGUCAGUGACACGGUGUACACUAUCAAUGAUCUAAGGUGCGCCACGACGAGGUGUGUUGUUUCUCCAAUCAGACAUCAGAAUCUACGUUUUGAUCACAGCAAUCAGUCGCAAUGGCUUGGAAAACAUCAGGAAUAAGCCACAACGGAGUGUACGACCCUGUCACCACAACGUCUGACCGGGUGUUCAUCAGGGACCCUGAAGAUGAUGGCAGCCACUGGACGGGACGCACUUACGUCACUCUGAGAACGUACCACACACCUGCACUCAAAAACUUUUACAGCAAAAUAAAGAGUCGAACCAGUCCCAGGUGUUUGCUGAUAGGUCUCAUCGUUACUCUUCUGCUUCUGCUUCUCGUCAUGGUCAUUGCCCUUUCGUCACAGGAAAAAGCCCACGCCGACGGUGGACAUGCAACUAAACCCUUCAUGUAUGAGCAAUGGGUGAAGAAAGAGACAGGGUUAAACUUCUAUCCUGUUGGAGAGGGCAAUAGUACCUACAUUCGUUACAGUUUGCACAGACCAGAAGAGAUUGAUGAUUACACUGCCAAACUGGACAUGGCCACAAAACGCUAUGAGUCUCUUCAACAGAUUGGUGAUGAUUUUGUUGACUGUAAUACAACUUAUGCACCAUCUGACAAAAUAUGCCGAGAGACGCUGCAGGACUUUGGUGGAAUCUGCAAUAGUUAUAAUAAAUAUGGUUUUAGAAGGGCCACACCUUGUAUCCUGCUUACGUUAAAUUUGCCCCUAAACACCAAGGUCCGUGCUAUUCUGCCAAAGGACCAUUUAUAUGUGGAAGCAGAGAAUGCUCUUGGGGAUGACUACAGUCCAGACUAUGUUGGCGUCACUUGUCAAGCAGCUACUUCAGAGGAUGCUAAAAAUGUUGGAAAUUCAACUUUACUGGAUCACAAUAAGACCAUUGUGUACAGUCCUGCACAUGGUUUCCUGGCAAAAGCAUAUGACACCACCAGUGACAAAUUUCUGCCACAGGCUGUAAUGGUCCAUUUCAAUUCCAUUCUCAACUUCCAUGAUGUUCACAUCACCUGCAAGGCUUGGGGAAUAGCAUAUACCAGCCAGAACGAAAACAUUAAUCAGGAACCAUUUUCUGCUUCUUUUGUUCUCCGCAUUGAGUGAGUGUAAAACUUUGGCUGACAAGAGCCAUGUAAGGGAGAUUAUCAAACUGUGCAAAGGUCAAGUGGAUUCUACAGACUAAUGGUAUGGAACUUGCAACCAACGUACUCAUCUUUCUUCUAAAUAUCAUUUAGUUUUCAAAUCUUUGUAAAUAGGAUUUUAACUGUUCAUUUCUUCCAAUUUACCUCUGAUUAGUUGAAUACAAUUAGGAACAUGUUUUUGUCUGGAGGUUUGCGGCAUAGAGCAAGGCAUCUAAAUGUCUGAAUGAAGCACACAUAGAAUAGCCUGCAAAACUAAUUUUUUUUUUUAAAUGCUAAGAUGCAGAAGACUUGCACAAGGCUUCAGUUGCCAGCCACACAAGAAGUUUCUGGCUAAUUUUAUGAGUCGGUUGUGUGUGGUUAUUUAAGAUGCCUUUGGCAUUUUAGUUCCUGUUCUGUCAAGAGUCUUUGUAACAUUCUUAUAUAUACUAUAACAUACUAUUUUUUUCUGUCUAAAUAAAGAAAAGACUUUAAUUGCUUGAACUAUGCAAUGUAGCAUGAGUUUAUUUUACCAUACUGUGCAUUACAGUUAUGUGCAUGUUCUCUGGUAACUGUACAACUAGAGAAUGUUUGAAAGUGUCCAAGCCACUCAGCCGAGAUAGGUGGGUGUGAUGAGAUUGUAUCACACACAGCUUCAAGUGAGUCUUUAUAAGCAGCAUAUGCAAUAUCUCUGUAAAACCUAUGCCUAUGUUUUAAAGAUUCCCUUCGAAAUUUUAGACAUUCCUUAUUUUUUAAAAUUGCAUUUUAAAAAUUAUAUAUCAUGUAAUAUUCAGACAAGGUUUUUCAUUACAUAUCAAGUGUAACAGAAUAAAAGUUUUUGUUUUAUUUAAGUUUCUUUGUUAGAGUAUUAUAUUUAACCCAUUUGGUUAUUUAUGAAUAGUCAGUUCCAGAAGAAAUGCAAUUGAUGUAAUUUGAUUACGACUUAACAACUGUAUUUUUUUCACUGUUAUUUGUUGAAGAAAUCUCAUAUGCUGCCUCUAUGUAAAUGUGUCUUAAUAAUUUCUCUUGUGAAUAAAAAAAACUUGAAUUGCAUAUGGUGAAUAAUAACCUAUUCCUUAUGUGCAUACCAGCCCUGGAUAUUGCACCCUAUGUAUUUCUCAUAUUAACUAUUGAGAAUUCCAGAUUGUGCAUUUUGUACAUUAUCCAUAUGUUUUUACAUGUGUAAUUAUGUGUUUGUGUGAGCUUUAGUUCAAUCUUUGUAGACCACUAAGAAACUCUUUAUUCAGAUUGAGAAUCUGAUAUGUUGCUGAACUAUGCACUCAGCAGUGACUUUUAUGCUAGAGAGGUGUAUGUGGUAGUCAGUGUCAUACCAGUGAUCUUUUCCUGGAGGUAGGGUAAGGGUGAAGAGUACACUGGACAAAUUGCUUUGUCGAUAUUUUUCUUAUGGUUGAGAAGACUAAAAGGUACUAGUGAAAGAAUAUUGCAGAAUGAGUUAUAUGUUAUUGUAAUUCAAAUGACUAAGAUGCUUGAAACAGAACUGCAUAAAUCUGCUUUUAUAUUUUAUAGUCAUUCCUCACACAUUUUUUUUAGCUUCUGUGUAAUUAUAAAUAAUUCAUGUUGUUGUAAGUAGUACCAAGCAUAUCUGUAUGUGGUGUGUAAAUGAAUGAGGUGGUGAAUCAAAUCCUAGUUGCAAGCACAUAAUUAUCUUUUUAAUAAUUUUUUUAUUUAAAAAAAUCAAUGCUUACUACAAAAAACCCACUGAAGUUUUCUUCAGUCACUGUUGUGAAUGUGCUCAAACAAAAACAGAAAUAUGUUACCUCUCACCUCUUAAUUUAUUGGAUCACCUGGUUAAGAAACUGUCAUAUAUUUCAAAAUAACUAUUUCACUGUACUUUAUUUAAACUGCCAGUAAUUGAGUUUUCCUAGUGUUAAUUUACUCUAUUUAAUAACAGGUAGAUUUGAGACUGUCAGAUGUCUCUAUGUCGUCCUUUCUUUCCUUGUGUUGCUAUUAUUGUGGUUGUUUGAUUCUGAAUUAAGUCAGUGAUAUAUUUUCCCUGUCCAAAAUUAAUCAGUUCAUAAACAAACACAUUUCAUCAGAUGUAGGUUGCAGUGAAAAACAUUGUAAUUUUAAAAAAUAUAGUAUGUAUUCAUCCCAGACCGAAUGCAAAAGUGAUGAAAGUAACGAAAUGCUUUCAUUAUAUAAAAUGUUAAGGAUGUAACCAGAAAAAUAACAAAAGAAAGUUUUCUAUAUGUCUGAGAUAAAAGAAAAAAACAUGUGGGUCAUGUCUUGUCAACAUCCACAUAAGAAUCACACCACUUUCUUCCUCAACAACCUGUGCCUUGUAAAUAUAUGCCUUUUCUUAUACCUUUUUUAAAAAAAAAACUUUUUCAACUGAAA